AUGGUGCUCGACUUGGACCUCUUCCGCGCUGACAAAGGCGGCGACCCGGAGCUCGUGCGAGAGAUGCAGCUGAAGCGCUUCAAGGACCCGGCUCUCGUGGACGCGCUGGUGGCCGCCGACGGGGCCUGGAGGAGAUGCAGAUUCCGGGCAGACAACCUGAAUAAACUGAAGAACUUGUGCAGCAAAACCAUAGGAGAAAAAAUGAAGAAGAAAGAACCUGUGGGUAACAGUGACGAUAUACCAGAUCAUGCACAAAAUCUUGACGAACUCACAGUAGACAUCUUAACAAGUCUUCAGGUUAGCCAAAUCAAGAAAAUCCGUAUUCUGAUUGAUGAAGCAAUCCUGAAAUGUGAUGAAGAACGUUUGAAACUGGAAGCAGAGCGCUUUGAAAACCUCCGAGAAAUUGGAAAUCUUCUUCAUCCCUCUGUGCCAAUCAGCAAUGAUGAGGAUGUAGAUAAUAAAGAAGAGAGAGUAUGGGGAGACUGCACUGAGAGGAAGAAGUAUUCUCACGUGGAUCUGGUUGUCAUGGUGGAUGGCUAUGAGGGAGAAAAAGGAGCUGUUGUAGCUGGAAGCAGAGGAUACUUUCUUAAGGGACCUUUGGUUUUUCUAGAGCAAGCCCUCAUUCAAUAUGCCCUGCAGACACUGUUUAGCCAGGGAUACACCCCAGUUUAUACACCCUUCUUCAUGAGAAAAGAAGUGAUGCAGGAAGUGGCCCAGCUAAGUCAGUUUGAUGAAGAGCUGUACAAGGUCCUGGGGAAAGGCAGUGAGAAGAGUGAUGAUAAUACCAUUGAUGAAAAAUAUCUAAUUGCUACAUCUGAGCAGCCAAUUGCAGCAUUGCACAGGGAUGAAUGGCUAAAACCGGAAGAUUUACCCAUCAAAUAUGCUGGGCUGUCUACUUGCUUCCGCCAGGAAGUAGGCUCUCAUGGUCGUGAUACCAGAGGCAUUUUCCGAGUACAUCAGUUUGAAAAGAUUGAACAGUUUGUCUAUGCAUCACCGCAUGAUAAUAAAUCUUGGGAAAUGUUUGAUGAGAUGAUUGCCAUUGCUGAAGAGUUCUACCAGUCACUGGGCAUCCCUUAUCACAUUGUGAAUAUAGUCUCAGGUUCCUUAAAUCAUGCUGCCAGUAAGAAACUGGAUCUGGAAGCAUGGUUCCCAGGUUCUGGUGCUUUUCGUGAGCUUGUUUCUUGUUCAAACUGUACUGAUUACCAAGCACGUCGGUUACGGAUACGCUAUGGCCAAACCAAAAAGAUGAUGGAUAAAGUGGAAUUUGUACAUAUGCUUAAUGCCACCAUGUGUGCUACAACACGGACUAUAUGUGCUAUUCUGGAGAAUUACCAGACAGAGGAAGGAAUCCUCAUACCAGAUAAAUUAAAGGAUUUCAUGCCACCAGGUCUAAAGGAAAUGAUAAAAUUUGUGAAACCUGCACCUAUAGAUCAAGAACUUUCUAAGAAGCAAAAGAAACAGCACGAAGGAGGCAAAAAGAAAUCAGCUGGUGGAGACUGUGCUCUAGAAGGGAAGAUGCAAAGCAUGGAUGUGAACAGCCCCUGACAAAAACUCAGCUAGUCUUACUGAGUGGCACUGUGGAGUUCUUAAAGCCGAGGGGGGCGGGAGGGAGAGAGAGUGUGGGUGUGGAGGUCCCUGGGAUUAGUUGCUGCUUUUUGUCUCCUCUUUCCUAUGUCAGGAACAUGUUACUUUCUCUCUCUCAGUUUUUACCCUCCAGAACAGGGAGACGAAGCUUCUCAUAGUGAUUAUAUGUGCGUUUCCUUACACUGUGAAAGUGAAAAGCAGUACAAAAGCUGUUGAUUUCCCAGCCCCCAACCCAUUUUAAAUUAUGUUAAUUAUAUGUGAGAAAAAAAAUCUGGCCAAGCCCAGAAUUGCAAAUUCAAGCGGAGGAAACAAAACGCUGUAUAAUGUUCAUUUGCUUAAAAAAAUCUGCAUAUUGAAAUAAGAGGUAAAGGCAAAUAUCAAAAGGGGAAAUAAAUAUAGGCAUUUGUGUAAUUUUAUCAUCAUGAUUUUUGAAAUGUCAUAAGAUUUUCCCUGACUUAGAGGGACUUGGUCAAUAAAGCAAAGAUUUAAGAAUUGGGUUUUUUUUUUAGUUAAUUCUUCCAUAUUUCUUGGAGCCCUUUUUAAUUCCCAAAGUUGCAGAAAUUUACGUGGCCUUACAGCAGCUUACAAGAUAAAGGAUUUUUAGUAUUUUCCUAGUGGCAGUGUAUUAUGCAUUGUAUUUCUGUUUAUUUAAUAAAUUUAUAGGCCAUUCAUCUUAUAUACCUAGCUCUUGGUGGCUAACAAAACAGAAUUUAAAAAAACCAAAAGCCAAACUUAAAACAACAAAAAUAGCUAUAACAUCUCUCAAGUAUUUGAUUGUAUCUUAACAUCCAUCUUUAAUUGAUUUAUCAUUUUUCAUAAGCAUUAAGGUCAUCUAACAUUCAAAUAAACUAAUUCAUAAGUGCAAAUUGCCAAGCUUCAGGAGUUCUUAGUUAUAUAGUGUGAUUUGAUAGAAAGUUUGUUCUCCUUCCUGUCAUUAUUUAUAUUUAUACUUCAUAAAAAAGAAUUAUGCACAACAGUAGAUUUUGUUAGUUCAGUUAUGCUAAGUAUAGAACAAAUUAAUUUCUAAAUGGAUUAUAUUGCAAUACUGUAAAUUUACCUCAGACAGAAAGUCUGACCCAUGGUUUGGUUUUGUUUUGUUUUUUGACAAAGCACUUCAACAGCCUUCUUUUUUAAAAUCCCAACUUGUGGCUUCAUUCAUGCUAUUACUGAGAUUGACUUAUAUUUGUUAGUCUGAGGGAGAGCUUACUCUUGAAAUCUUAAGAGCGGUACAAGAGGAAAAAUGUCCAGCUCUUGAUCUUAAUUUUUUAGGGAGCGCUAUCUCUGAAAUUAAAGGAAUGUCAACUUCAUAGAAAACUCAUUGUUUAUAAAAUCACAUCACAGGGUAAAAAAAAUGGGCAUGCGUGAUUUUAUAAACAAUGAAUUUUUUAUAAAGUUCCCAUUCCUUUAAUUUCAGAGAUAGCGCUCCCUAAAAAAUUAAGGUGUAAAAUUCAUUUAAAUAUAAUUCGGCUUUUGAGAAAGUUUAUUUUUCAAUAACAUUUAGCGGAAGGUAAUGGUAGAAAUGAUAUUGUAAGUUUAAUUGGUGACUAAAUGCAGAAUUUCCCAUUAAUUUCUCCUGAAAGGGGAAAUUUGUAAAUAUAUAAAACAAUUUAGUAUCAAAAACAUUAAUCACUUUAAAUGUAUUUAAAUCCAUAUGACAUUG
Notechis scutatus (mainland tiger snake) is the source of this 3244-nucleotide messenger RNA. NCBI's taxonomy places the organism in Eukaryota, Metazoa, Chordata, Lepidosauria, Squamata, Elapidae. The record is from RefSeq and is a predicted model, not a curated record.